UGAUUGUUAACGUGAAAACUCAAAAUGUCGACUCUUUCUUUGAAGUUCCUCGUCGGUGUAUUCGUCCUUCUCUCCAUCUAUCAACCCUCCAUUGCCGACGGCGAGAACGCUCCUCAGUCCGCCCCUCAAUCCUCCCCAGCCUUCAACGUCCCGGCUGGAAAGGACCCAACGUUGAUUCGCGAGACUUGCAAACUCACCAAGAACUCCGACGAAUGCGUGAAGAAUCUCGAGGCUGAUGUACGCAGCUACGACGCCACCGACGCAGGUGGGCUUGCGCAGAUCGCGAUCGAGCACGUGGUAGCGAAUGCUAACCAUCUAUACGUACAAGCGAAUGCAUUGAAAUCGAAGCCGGGUUAUGAUGACCAGUCGAUCCGGGCCAUGGAGACUUGCUCUAAAUUAUAUGGAGAAGCAGUUGAUACGCUCAUGCAAGGAAGACAGGCAGUUGGAUCCAAGGACUACAAAAGUGCUAAUAUAUAUGUUAGUGAAGCAAUAGAUGCUUCUGAUACUUGCACUCAAGAGUUUGAGGAGUCUGCCAGGAAAAUGCCAUUUGCUCGGAGGAACAAAAUGGUUAAGGACCAAGCUUCCAUCGCCUUAGAUAUCAUAGCGCAUCUUAAUUAGGUUGUGUUUGGUUGCACCAAAUAUCAAGAAUUUUUAUGAUAUUUCUUGAUUAUUAGGUCCAACUUGAUUCACACUUUCAUGAUAUUUCAUGAAAUUUGAUGCCCCAG
Molecule: messenger RNA, 725 nt
Organism: Magnolia sinica
Lineage: Eukaryota; Viridiplantae; Streptophyta; Magnoliopsida; Magnoliales; Magnoliaceae
Product: pectinesterase inhibitor-like
Exons: 1
Coding region: 25-618 (197 amino acids)
Molecular function (GO): enzyme inhibitor activity
Source: RefSeq, a predicted model, not a curated record